Molecule: messenger RNA, 1659 nt
Organism: Fusarium odoratissimum NRRL 54006
Lineage: Eukaryota; Fungi; Ascomycota; Sordariomycetes; Hypocreales; Nectriaceae
Exons: 2
Coding region: 96-1544 (482 amino acids)
Source: RefSeq, a predicted model, not a curated record
CCAACACUUAAUACAAUGACAGCCACAAAUCUGUUGAUGAGUUUUUCCAACUCUUCUCUGUCAUCAUCUCACAGACACACCGAGUCGCUUCAGAAAUGGAUUACGGUCCGCGACCGCAAAACAGACAAAAGAUGGAAAAGUGGUGGAAUGAGCUUUGCGAGGCUCAAGUCAAACACCUUCCACUUCUGCCUAAUCCUCGACCCCGCGCUUUGACGCCGAGUCUGACUCCAGCCGAUGAACUUAUCUCCAAUCUAGUGCCAAGACCACUGUACCAAGAGUCCUGUUUCCGGUUCAAAGUUCCGCCCAAUAUCCGAAGAGAUAUUCUUCGACUUGCCUUUGGAGAUACACGUCUUCACAUGUAUUUGAAUCGUGACUAUCCUGAUGUCCCUCCAGAACCAGAUUCCAAGUUUCACUGCAGAGUUGUUACGGAGCCCGAGAACUGGGGCUACCAGCGCUUCCCAGUGACUGAUGGAAGUCAGGCAGAAGUAUGGCAAUGGCGGGGCUCCAGAUGUCACCGUUACCCUCCCAGUAUAGCAAAGGCCCAAGGCCCAAUGACUCAUGGUGGUUCUAAAGGACCAUGGAUUGACUUCUGUCGUAAUGGAGGCGACCCAGAUAUCUGUGAAGCUUGGAGGGAAGAUGAAGGCCCUUCUGCUUGUAAUAUCGGGGUAAUCGGUUGGCUCUUAUCAUGCAGACAGAACUACAUGGAGACGAUUGACAUUUUGUAUUCUACCAACAUGCUGAUACUCGGUGAAGCAUGUAUGGUCGAACAUCUUCCCUCCCUCAUCCCCCCUCAGCGACUCGAGAUGAUAACUUCUUUGGAAAUCACCUGGACGCUGAAAUCGUAUUUCACCGCCGAUCAAGACUACGAUAAUAUGGAUGAGAGACAUCUGAAGUCCAUAUUUGAUCUUCUGUCACCGUCAAAGUUCCCUGCACUCCGUCGACUUCACAUCUGGUUCGCCAAAGAUCGGGCAGCCUGGCUCAGUGUUCAUGGCAUCGAGGCUUGCGAGAAGGUUAUCUUAGAGCACUUGGAUUCAUUUGUACAAUUUAGGCGCGAUCUACAGGAAUGUGCGUUUGCGCUUCCUCGUUGCUUCUUCAAAAGGAAAUACGCGGCUGCCAGAGGAGUGACCACGGAUGAAACCGAGGAAUUGAGACACUCCCUGCAAGAUUACUCGUACCGACAAGUGUGGCGAGAUCUCCAUGGAGAUAUGACUGUCGUGCAGUUGCCGUACGUUGACAGCUAUCCCAAAGUUCCUUAUCACAUAACCGCGAGGGAUGAUCAGGCUGCUGGAUAUUGGAUUCUUGAAGCACCUUACGACGAUCUGCCGGUUUAUCGCACUACCAGUCCUCCUCCUGCAUGUAUAUGUCUGAGAUCCAGUUCACCACACAACCCUGUAUCACCACGCAGCGCUCGAUCAGGAAACAGUCCUAGGACACCAUGCUACUGUCCUAUGUCAUCCGGGUACAGUCCUACAUCACCACCAUCCCGCCUCCCAUCACCAAGCGGCUCAGAUCAGCGUAGGGUCACUGAGAUAGAUCAUACCUAGAGGUUAACAAAAGGCCAAUUUGCACUUCGAUGGGCUUACCUGCUUGGGGUCUAGAAUUAGCUAAUGUACCUAGACUGGACAGAUAGUUCUUCUUACAGCUAAUCAAAACCAGGGA